Molecule: messenger RNA, 2515 nt
Organism: Phoenix dactylifera (date palm)
Lineage: Eukaryota; Viridiplantae; Streptophyta; Magnoliopsida; Arecales; Arecaceae
Source: RefSeq, a predicted model, not a curated record
UUGCUUUCAGCGUCCCGUUGUGAAUCGCCAUGAGAUCGCUGAACUCCCAUUUUCGGGAAUCCGACAGCUCCGGUGCAAUUACUCUUGUGAGAGUACUCUCCAACCGAUCCCGAUGGGCGCCAGCUGUCCGAUCGUACGAUCCGGGACACCUAAUUUACACGGCGGAUCGUUCAUUUCCGCGAGGUGCAAGCUGGCAGACACGUGACACUAUUGCAAGAAGUCCUUCAGAGGAGCCCUGACACCGGACCCGCUCUUUCUACAAAUAAUGCCCCCCGCUGCUCGAGCGCAUGCAAGGUGUUCGAGGCUCGCUCUCAUCAGACUCUGUUUCCCUCCAUCUCUCUCCUCGCCCGUCGCCAUCUCGCCUCCAAUGAAACCAUCGUCCUCCCCGACCUCGUGAGCGCUGUCGCGCGUUUCCUUUUCUAGGAAUUCGCUCUCGAUCGUCGUGGGAUCCGCCCGCCCGCCCACCGCACCGCUGAGAUCGCCAGAGCCGGAGGUGGCGACGGUCGUCGGUACGUCCGCAGCUCUCAUUUCGCAUCCAUCUGGCUGGAUCCGAACUUCGCCGGCGCCGAAGCCGGAGAGGAUCUUGAUCGGGCAAGGAAAGAGGCACUGCACCUCUUAGAGGAGCUGUAAUUGCCUAUCUACAUGGGUUCCAAAUCAGUAGACGAACUGCUAGAAACAUCAGCUGAAGUUCAUUUUUCAGGACUUCACCUGGAUGAGUUGGAGACGGUAAAUUCUGAAAAGGAGCUGCCAACAACUUCAGCAACAGAGAAUGGCCACAGAGAACCUUUUGUAAUAGUUUUACAGAAAUGCCCUGGAAGUGGAAAAUUUUAAAUGGCUGUCUUGAAUGUCGAUCCUAGCUUUUUUGUUCAUGACGUGUUGGUAGCUUUUGUGGCAAAAGGGUUUCCAGGUGUUGCUGGUGGUUCAGCUUCAGGAAAGACAACUGUAUGUGAAAUGAUCAUUGAGCAACUUCAUGACCAGCGUAUUGUCCUUGUGAGCCAGGAAUCCUUUUACUACAAUUUGUCAAAAGAGGAAAUGGCUCGAGUUCAUGAAUAUAACUUUGAUCAUCCUGAUGCCUUUGACACUGAAAAAUUGCUUUCCUGUAUGGAAGACUUGAAAAGCGGGCUGGCUGUUAAUAUCCCUAACUACGAUUUCAAAACUCAUAAGAAUAUACUGCCAGCACGAAAGGUCAACCCUUCAGAUGUAAUCAUUUUGGAAGGGAUUUUGGUAUUCCAUGAUCCACGUGUUCGAGAAUUGAUGAACAUGAAGAUCUUUGUAGAUACAGAUGCUGAUAUACGGUUAGCAAGGAGGAUACGACGUGAUACUGUUGAUAAGAGUAGAGAUAUCAGGACAGUACUAGACCAGUACUCAAAGUUUGUGAAGCCUGCUUUUGAGGACUUCAUACUCCCAACUAAGAAGUAUGCUGAUAUUAUCAUUCCUCGUGGCGGAGACAACCAUGUUGCAGUUGACUUGAUUGUGCAACAUAUUUGUGCAAAACUUGGGCAACAUGAUCUUUGUAAAAUAUAUUCAAAUCUUUAUGUUAUUCAAUCAACUUUUCAGAUACGUGGCAUGCAUACACUUAUACGUGAUGCCAAUACAACUAAACAUGAUUUCAUAUUUUAUUCAGAUCGGUUGAUUCGCUUGGUUGUUGAACAUGGUUUAGGUCAUCUUCCAUUUAAAGAAAAGCAGGUGAUUACUCCAACUGGAUCAGUAUAUACUGGUGUGGAAUUUUGUAAAAGGUUAUGCGGUAUCUCAGUGAUUAGAAGUGGCGAAAGCAUGGAGAAUGCACUUCGGGCAUGUUGUAAAGGCAUCAAGAUUGGGAAGAUCCUUAUUCAUAGGGAAGGAGAUAACGGUCAGCAGUUAAUCUAUCACAAUCUGCCAAAAGACAUCUCAGAUAGGCAUGUGCUGCUGUUGGAUCCUAUAUUAGGCACAGGGAACUCAGCUGUCCAAGCUAUUUCUUUGCUUUUGCAGAAGGGGGUACAGGAAGCCAAUAUUAUAUUUCUCAAUCUCAUUUCUGCUCCUCAAGGGGUGCAUGUUGUUUGUAAAAAAUUCCCAAGAAUCAAGAUUGUGACAUCUGAGAUUGACUACGGUCUAAAUGAAGAUUUUCGUGUCAUUCCUGGCAUGGGCGAGUUUGGAGAUAGGUAUUUUGGGACAGAUGAUGAUUAGCAGGCAACAUUCUCAAUAACAUCCAAGGAGAGUCUCACAUUGAAUCAAGUAUGGAUGAUUUUUUUGCUCCAAUUAAAUGAAAAUUAUGAAAAACAAUGUCCCAGUUCUUCGGCGGCAACUUCAAGCAUUUUUCGAGUUUUGUUGAACCUUUUGGACCCGUGAAUGCCUGCAAAGUCACUUUCAAUGUCAGUUUAUGUCGAGCAAAAAUAUAAUCUGUCAUUACAUAUGUUGAUGCUUAAUCAUCUGAGUUGUAUUAAUUCUUCUCUUUUAGCAUGUUUAUAUCUGGCCUAUUUCCAGAUUUUGUAGAAGAUUGGCUAUUUUAAUUUAAAUCUUAUUUGUUGGUCCCUCCUAA